AUGUCCAACAUCUUCUGGAAGAACUUCCAUCUGUGCUUCUCCAGAUUCAUGUGCCUACCCACAACCCUAUCCCCAACUUCACCUUCGGAAAAAGAUCAUAACCCACCACCUAUUAACCCCACCAGAUCAACCCUAGUGAAAAAUUUCAAUUCCCUCUAUGACCUUGCUUCUUCUUCCACCUCCAAGUCUCUCACCUCUUCCACUGAUGACUUCUUCUCUUCAUCGGACGAUUCUGAUACUGACUCCUUACCGGACAUCACCACUGUAUUCGCCUCUCAACGCUUCUUUUUCUCCUCCCCCGGCCGGUCCAACUCAAUCAUCGAGUUGCCGGACUCCCAACCGGAGUCUGACACACUAGUCGCCGGCGGCGUCGCCAUUCACACCUUCUCUCCUGACCCUUAUAGUGACUUCCGGAAAUCAAUGCAGGAUAUGGUGGAAGCACGUGGGGUAGUGGAUAUAAAGGCUGAUUGGGACUUCUUGCAUGAGCUUCUCUCUUGUUACCUAACCCUGAACCCUAAACAAACCCACAAGAUCAUUGUCAGUGCUUUUGCAGAUCUUAUAGUUUCUCUAAUGUCAUCAACAACCACCAACCAUUGCCGGAAAUCCAAGGAGCAACACCAACGUACCACAUCAUGCCCGUUGGUAUAA
Ilex paraguariensis (yerba mate) is the source of this 648-nucleotide messenger RNA. The record is from the annotation of a GenBank genome assembly. Lineage: Eukaryota; Viridiplantae; Streptophyta; Magnoliopsida; Aquifoliales; Aquifoliaceae.